AUGCUGGUACAAAUACCUCACUCCGCCGCGUCCCCGACGCUGUCCCCCUCAAGGCCCAAGAGAGCCAGGGAGGAGUCGGAGCAGGGGGCUCCUGGGCCGAGCUCGCCGCGUCCAAUCAAGCGAGCCCGCAGCGAGGAGGCGCAAGAGGGCGAUGCCGCCCCCGGUGAUGCCUGGGCUCCCGCCGAGAUCGAGGUAGACAUGGAUUACGACCCGUCGUCCCCGGGGAUCAAAGUCGAGCUUGAGGACGAGCCGAUGUACGACGUGGAGCAGGGGCCAGAAGAGGCCGACCAGGCCAUGCCCGAUGUGGCGCCCCACGAGCCGGCGCCCCAGACCUGCGAUGACUGGGCGGUCGGCUGGGUUAGCCCCGAAAUGGACCUCCCUAUGCUCGAGCUUGGCCCAGAGCCGUGGGUGAUAUCCCUGUAUGAGCAGAUGAUGGGCAAGGAGCAAUCCAUCUGCGAGCUGGAGUAUCCGCAGCCGCUGAUGAUGGAUCCGAUCCACGAGAUGGGGGCCUGGAACCUGCGGCCCGACGACGAGCUUUCCGACGAGAUAAGGAGAGCCUGGCCAUGA
Molecule: messenger RNA, 567 nt
Organism: Hirsutella rhossiliensis
Lineage: Eukaryota; Fungi; Ascomycota; Sordariomycetes; Hypocreales; Ophiocordycipitaceae
Exons: 1
Coding region: 1-567 (188 amino acids)
Source: RefSeq, a predicted model, not a curated record